Molecule: messenger RNA, 807 nt
Organism: Lingula anatina
Lineage: Eukaryota; Metazoa; Brachiopoda; Lingulata; Lingulida; Lingulidae
Product: syntaxin-binding protein 4
Molecular function (GO): protein binding
Source: RefSeq, a predicted model, not a curated record
GUAUUAAAAUAAUAGGGGGAUGCAACUCUGAGGAAAAUAGGGGCCAUGGUAUAUUUGUUAGAAGGAUCUUGAUUGGUGGAUUGGCAGCCAGAGAUGGCCGCCUUUGUGAAGGUGAUGAGAUUUUAGAAGUCAAUGGGCAGUCAUUUGGGAGACGAACUACAAAUGAAAGGGCUGUCUCUGUACUCAGAAGUGCCUCGGCUACCAGCACAGUACAACUUGUUAUCACAAGAGAUGAAAUAGCAAGGUCAGAGUACCUGGAUCUUCUUGAGAAUCAGAGUAGCUAUUCUUACUCGACAGCUACCCACAGUGCUUCCUCAUCCAGAGCCAAUACACCUCUGAUGACUGCAGAAUUCAGUGAAAAGAGGUCAUGGGUACUUAAGGAUGGUCAGAUGACCCCUGUGAGUCAGAGUUCAAGGUCAAGGUCGACUAGUCCAGAGGAGCAUGGGAGGAGUAGAGGGUAUAAUGUUGGAGAUGGUGAGGAGGAUGAAGAGGAGGAGGAGGAGACUGAGACUGAGAAGUCCGAGGGCUCUGAGGCAGGGAGUAACUCCCAGUCUGAUACAGGCACAGAAUCUCAGGGAGAGGAAGAAGGUGAGGAAGAUGACGACACAGAUUCUCAGGGAGAGCAGGAAGAGCAGGGUGUGGUAGAGCCUCCCAGACUUAAUACACAAAGUGCAUUGCCAAAAGUUCCCAAUACAUCAUCGUUGCAGCGAUCAUUACAAGAACUGCCAGCGAUGGCCUCGACACCACAAGGAAGCACAGGUGUCAGGAAAAAGGUGCUACAGUAUUCAAGGAAUUGGUUUCAAAGAG